Molecule: messenger RNA, 777 nt
Organism: Encephalitozoon romaleae SJ-2008
Lineage: Eukaryota; Fungi; Microsporidia; Unikaryonidae
Product: ribosomal protein S8e
Exons: 1
Coding region: 1-777 (258 amino acids)
Biological process (GO): maturation of LSU-rRNA; maturation of 5.8S rRNA
Cellular component (GO): nucleolus; preribosome, large subunit precursor
Source: RefSeq, a predicted model, not a curated record
AUGCCUCAAAACGACUUUGUGGAAAGGCAUAUAAAGAAGUAUGGGAGACGUUUGGACUAUGAGAUAAGGAAGUAUAAGAAGGAGAGAAGGGAGGAGAAGGUAGUGGCCAAGAAGGCAAACAAGCUCUUCGGAAUAAAGGCAAAGCUGUUUGCCAAGAAGCAACGUGCAGCAAAGAUCCAACUGAAAAAGGAUAUGAAGAUGAGGGAGUCAAAGAAGAGGAACAUAGAGAUUAGUGCUGAGAGCAAUCCACUUCCACACUUCUUACUUGACAGAGAGUUACAAGAAAAAGCUAAAGACAUUAAUGACAAGAUCAAGCAGCAAAGGCAAGAAAAAGGAUCGAAGUAUUCUGUUCCCUUACCAAAGAUCCACCCUCUUCCGGAGAAAGAGGUAUUUGGGGUUGUUGUAAGUGGGAAACGCAAAUCUAAGCAUUGGAAGAGGAUGGUUACCAAACCUUGCUUUGUUGGAAGUGAUUUCACUAGGAAGCCCCCGAAGUAUGAGAGGUUCAUAAGGCCCAUGGCAAUGAGGUUCAAAACUGCACAUGUAAGUCACCCAGAGCUAAACUCUACAUUCAAUCUCAAGAUAAUAGGAUUGAAAAAGAAUCCUCAUUCUGAUGUCUAUACUGGCCUUGGAAUACUAAGUAAAGGAACCAUUAUAGAAGUGGACGUCAGCCCCCUUGGGCUUGUUAAUGGAUCGGGGAAAAUCAUAUGGGGGAAGUAUGCUCAAAUAACAAACAACCCAGAAAACGAUGGGUGUGUGAAUGCUGUUCUUCUGGUAUAG